Molecule: messenger RNA, 2116 nt
Organism: Branchiostoma floridae (Florida lancelet)
Lineage: Eukaryota; Metazoa; Chordata; Leptocardii; Amphioxiformes; Branchiostomatidae
Product: eukaryotic translation initiation factor 4H-like
Exons: 8
Coding region: 64-1041 (325 amino acids)
Molecular function (GO): RNA binding
Source: RefSeq, a predicted model, not a curated record
GUUAGGAUCAGCUGGAGCCUCUGUUUGGUGUCUGCAGCUGCGCACUGCCUCUUCCCCCCUAUCAUGGCGGACUACGACUUCGAUAACUACGACGGCGGCUAUUCUCGUGGAAACUACGGCCGCCGUUCGGACAACAGAGGAUACGGUGGAGGCAGAGGGGGGGGAGGAGGCGGAUACAGACAAGGCGGCGGGGGCGGGGGUUACGGGGGUGGUGGCCGUGGCGGGGGCGGUGGGGGCGGCCGCUCCAGUGGACCCAAACCCAUCCCCACAGAGGCGCCGUACACGGCGUUCGUCGGCAACCUACCCUUCGAAACUGUUCAAGGAGACCUGGAUCAAAUCUUCAGAGGUUUAAAAGUAAAAAGUGUCCGUUUAGUGCGGGACAGGGAAACGGACAAGUUCAAAGGCUUCUGCUAUGUGGAAUUUGAAGACGUGGAGUCCUUAAAAGAGGCCCUGACCUAUGAUGGAGCUCUCUUCGAAGACCGCAACCUGCGCGUAGAUGUUGCGGAGUCCCGCCAGAAGGACAAAGAUGGCGGCCGCGGCAGGGGAGGCCGUGGCGGCGGAUUCGGCGGGGGCCGCGGGGCUGGUGGCCCCCCCAGGGGUGGUGGAUAUUCAUUCGGCGGUGGCGGCGGCGGCGGCCAACCACAAAGAUAUGGCAGUGGUGACAGACGAGAUUACGGACGAGAUGGGGGGAGAGGCGGUUACGACAACGACAGGGGCGGCGGGAUGGACCGCGGGCAGAGGUACGGUGGUGGCGGCGGCGGCGGGAAUUUCCGCGGUGGCCGUGGCGGCGGACGAGGCCCCGUAGACGAUUUCAGAGAACCCACAGAAGAACUAAGGGAGCCAACCGAAGAGGAACGGGCAGCGCGGCCCAGACUGAAGCUAGCGCCUCGCACCGUGGGCAAACCCAUCAACGCGGUGGCCAACCCCCAGUCGUCGAUCUUCGGUGGUGCCAAGCCACGCGAUGAGCGAGAGUACGAGGAACGCAGGGAGAAGGAGCGGUCACGUACAACUAGCGAGAGUAGCCAAAAGAGCGAGUCCUAAGCUCACUAGACCUCAACCCCCUUCUAGGGCUAGCUCUGGUCCUUGUAGAAAAUGGCAGUGUACAUGUAGAUAGGGUUCUAGGCUGACAAUACUAAAUGUACUACAUGCUGUCUUAGUAGCUUUGGAUUGGAUUUUGUAUAAAUUCCUCUGAUUGGUUAGUGCUCUGUGUAUGGAGCUUUCUGAUUUGAUGAGGCUCUGUCUGUAGAGCACACUCUGAUUGGUUGAAGUUUUGUGUAUGGAGCCUUCUGAUUGGUUGAGGUUCUGUACAACCCUUAAAUGGAUUGAUUGAUAAAGAUACAGAGGAUAGCAAAGAAACUUGGGAGUUUUGUACACAAAGCGUAACAAAUAUAAGCAAAUGGAUGGUACGAGCUGUACUGUUCUUGAACCUUCCUCAAUUUUGCCUUCAAACAGUCUCCAACUCAAGUACGUGCACCGUUGUGGUGCAUAACGAAUGCCUAUCAACCUUUUUGUUGCUUGGACUCAAAAUUUCCGGGUAGUCGAAUUUGUGUGUUGUCAUGUAUCGUUAUUCAUUGCAUAUAUUAGUAACUUGUACAGAACAAGGGCAGGUAUACAAAUGUGCUUGUAUAUUGCGGCCGUACGUACAACGGUACUUCCAUGCAGUUCUAGUGAAUAUUUGGUGUAAUGUGAGUAAUGCCUGUCAGAGAGCAGAAGAAAAAAAAACAAUGCUGUCUGACAUACAGUAUUUUAAGACAUGUUGUCCAAACUAUAUAGUGCAAGAGUGUUCAUUUUUUUUCCUUACUGUCAAAGGAAAUUAUCCUGAUAUGCUGAGGAAAAAAGUCUAAUAAAUGUGAGGCCAUUUUAGUUAAAAGGUACAGUGUAUAUCACGAAGAUUGGUGCCUUAGCACUGAAGGCACCGCUAGUGUUAGGAGACAUAAAACUGCACAGCCGAGGGGGUUGACUGUGUUCUGUGUGAAGGAAGUCAUUUUGUUUAACUUUACUUUAGGCAUGACUGUGUGUACACGUGAGUACACUGGUCUCGAGUUCAAUGCCACACCUACAGCAUCUGAGUAGCAAGUGACUUGCAGACUCAAUAAAAUUUCCUUUUUUCGUUAAA